Molecule: messenger RNA, 264 nt
Organism: Sphenostylis stenocarpa
Lineage: Eukaryota; Viridiplantae; Streptophyta; Magnoliopsida; Fabales; Fabaceae
Source: the annotation of a GenBank genome assembly
AUGGUUUGGAUGGAGAAGAAGUUAGGGAAGGAGAAGAAGUUAGGGAAAGAGAGGAAGUUAAAGAAGGAGAAGAAGUUAAGGAUGGAGAAGAAGUUUGGGAUGGAGAAGAAGUUUGGAAUGGAGAAGAAAUCAAGGAGGAAGAAGAAGCUAAGGAAGGAGAAGAAGUUAUGGAUGGAGUUUAAGGAUGGAGAAGAAAUUUGGGAUGUAGAUGAAGUUAAGGAAGGAGAAGAAGAAGUUAAGGAUGGAGAAGAAGUUAGGGAAUGA